This is a messenger RNA of Drosophila erecta, 1083 nucleotides long. RefSeq names its product chromobox protein homolog 3 (gene HP1b). The record is from RefSeq and is a predicted model, not a curated record. Gene Ontology annotation, biological process: negative regulation of transcription by RNA polymerase II; chromatin organization. Gene Ontology annotation, cellular component: nucleus; pericentric heterochromatin. NCBI's taxonomy places the organism in Eukaryota, Metazoa, Arthropoda, Insecta, Diptera, Drosophilidae. The transcript has a single exon. Bases 121 to 837 code for a protein of 238 amino acids. Gene Ontology annotation, molecular function: chromatin binding.
UUGCAUGGAGUUGCCCAUCUUGAUUUUUUCUUCUUCCAUCUCUAUAAUCGGACGUAUAAAUAAGUUUUGGACGCCAAGAAUAAAAAUACCCACUUGGAAUAACGAAAUAACCGGAAAACAAUGGCCGAAUUCUCAGUGGAACGCGUAGAGGACAAGCGAACGGUGAAUGGACGCACGGAAUACUACCUAAAAUGGAAAGGCUAUCCCCGCAGCGAGAACACCUGGGAGCCGGUGGAAAAUCUCGACUGUCCGGACCUGAUAGCCAACUUCGAGGAAUCGCUGAAGAACAACAAAAAGGAGACCAAGAAGCGCCUGUCCACCUCCUCCACACCCGACUCAAUUCGCAGCAAGCGCAAGAGCUUCCUGGAGGACGAUACCGAGGAGCAGAAGAAGCUGAUUGGUUUCGAGCGCGGUCUGGAACCAUCAAAAAUACUUGGCGCCACCGACUCAUCCGGCCACCUGAUGUUCCUGAUGAAGUGGAAGGGCAGCGAUCAUGCAGACCUGGUGCCCGCCAAGCUGGCCAACAUUCGGUGUCCCCAGGUGGUCAUCCAGUUCUAUGAGGAGCGCCUCACCUGGCACACGGGCAGCGGCAAUGGGAAUAGCAAUUCUGGCAUUUUAGGAUCCUCCGGUGGCCUGGGCUCCGUCGGCGGCAGUGGGGCCGGCGAUGAUACCGCUCCCGGCAGCGUGGGCACCACCGGCGGCGGCAGCAACGCAGAUGGCGGUGACGAGGAGGAUCCCGAACCGGCCAGCCCCAUUGGCAGCAUCAAUCAGGACGAUAACGUCAAGCCGGACGAGAGUAGCGAGCUGGACAACGGACAGCCGGAUGCAGAUGACUAGUUGAGUGGCAGACACAAAUGACUGUUCCGGAUUAACCCGCUUUUGUGGAUACAUACACACCGGCUUAAUACGAUAUACAUACAUAUUUCGUAGCGUAGCCUUUAAGAUACAAACAAUAAAAUGGAUAAGCUAAAGUUCUGGCGGGAGUCCGCGGUAGUAUAUAAAUAAUCUAUAAGUUGAACUGUACAAUUUUUUUAAACAACUACCUUUACUUUUGAACCCUAUAAAAGUUGUAUAAGCACAUAA